GGAGUGGAGGCAGUGGGGGUGAGGGGAACAGGGAGGAGGUGGAGAAGACAGCAGGGGCAGCAGGGUAACUGGGGCAGAAGGAGCCCCCAACCCACCCCAGGGCAGGCCGGGAGUCAUAAGGAGAGGGGACAACAGGAAGGGGCGACAAACGGGGAGGAGGAAACGGAGGCGGAGGGGCAGCGAAGUGGAGCAGGGAGGGUCGCAGUGUGAACAAGAGGAGAGGGAGGAAGGGUCAAGGUGGAGGGAGGAGAGGGGAGAGUCAGGGAGAAACAGCUGCAGGGGAGGCACGGGGAGGAAGGCUUAGGGGUAGGGGAAGGGAGAGGGGAGUUGAAAAUUAGGGAGGAGGUAGUAGGGUCUGGGUAGUGAGCGGAGGAACAGGAAGGGUAGGGCAAGAAAGGGAGAGGGGACAGGAGGGAAGGGUGGGCCAAAGCGGUGAGAAAGGAGGGCCAGCCAGUUGGGUGGGGGAGAGGGCCGAGGCCCGGGGGCAGGAGUGCAGGGCUCUGAGGCGGGGAGAGGAGAGCCGAGGGGGGCCCAGCCCGGAGCCAGGAUGCCCGCGCCGCGCACCCGGGAGCAGCCCCGCGUGCCCGGGGAGCGCCGGCCGCUGCUGCCUCGCGGCGUGCAGGGCCCUCGACGGUGGCGGCGGGCGGCGGGCGCGGCGGUGCUGCUAGUGGAGAUGCUGGAGCGCGCCGCCUUCUUCGGCAUCACUGCCAACCUCGUGCUCUACCUAAACAGCACCAACUUCAACUGGGCGGGCGAGCAGGCGUCGCGCGCCGCGCUGGUAUUCCUGGGCGCCUCCUACCUGUUGGCGCCCGUGGGCGGCUGGCUGGCCGACGUGUACCUGGGCCGCUACCGCGCGGUCGCGCUCAGCCUGCUGCUCUACCUGGCCGCCUCGGGCCUGCUGCCCGCCACCGCCUUCCCCGACGGCCGCAGCUCCUUCUGCGGAGAGAUGCCCGCGUCGCCGCUGGGACCCGCCUGCCCCUCGCCCGACUGCCCGCGAGCCUCGCCCAGCCCCUACUGCGCGCCCGUCCUCUACGCGGGGCUGCUGCUCAUCGCCCUGGCCGCCAGCUCCGUCCGGAGCAACCUCACCUCCUUCGGUGCCGACCAGGUGAUGGAUCUCGGCCGCGACGCCACCCGCCGCUUCUUCAACUGGUUUUACUGGAGCAUCAACCUGGGUGCUGUGCUGUCGCUGCUGGUGGUGGCUUUUAUUCAGCAGAACAUCAGUUUCCUGCUGGGCUACAGCAUCCCUGUGGGCUGUGUGGGCCUGGCAUUUUUUAUCUUCCUCUUUGCCACCCCUGUCUUCAUCACCAAGCCCCCCAUGGGCAGCCAAGUGUCCUCUAUGCUUAAGCUCGCUCUCCAAAACUGCUGCCCCCAGCUGUGGCAACGACACUUGGCCAGGUCCCACAGAGACCGUCAAGGUGCCCGCCUGCUGCCUGACCAGAGGUCUCCCCAGCCUGGGGCUUCCCCACAAGAGGACAUCACCAACUUCCAGGUGCUGGUGAAGAUCUUGCCCGUCAUGGUGACCCUGGUACCCUACUGGAUGGUCUACUUUCAGAUGCAGUCCACCUACGUCCUGCAGGGUCUUCACCUCCACAUCCCAAACAUUUUCCCAGCCAGCCCGUCCAACAGCUCCAUGGCCCUGAGAGCCCAGGACAGCAGCUAUACGAUCCCGGAAGCCUGGCUCCUCCUGGCCAACGUCGUGGUGGUGCUGAUUCUGGUCCCUCUGAAGGACCGCUUGAUCGACCCUCUGCUGCUGCGGUGCAAGCUGCUUCCAUCUGCUCUGCAGAAGAUGGCUCUGGGGAUGUUCUUUGGUUUUACCUCCGUCAUUGUGGCAGGAGUCCUGGAGAUGGAGCGCUUACACUACAUCCACCACAACCAAACCGUGUCCCAGGAGAUUGGGGAGGUCCUGUACAACGCGGCACCACUGUCCAUCUGGUGGCAGAUCCCUCAGUACCUGCUCAUUGGGAUCAGCGAGAUUUUUGCCAGCAUCCCAGGCCUGGAGUUUGCCUACUCAGAGGCCCCGCGCUCCAUGCAAGGCGCCAUCAUGGGCAUCUUCUUCUGCCUGUCGGGGGUGGGCUCACUGUUGGGCUCCAGCCUAGUGGCACUGCUGUCCUUGCCUGGGGGCUGGCUGCACUGCCCUGAGGACUUCGGGAACAUCAACAACUGCCGGAUGGACCUCUACUUCUUCCUGCUGGCUGGCAUUCAGGCUGUCACGGCUCUCCUAUUUGUCUGGAUCGCUGGACGCUAUGAGAGGGUGUCCCAGGGCCCAGCCUCCCACAGCUGUUUCAGCAGGGACAGGGGCUGAACACACCGCAUUCCAGCCCCUUUGCUUCACUCCACCAGACAGACAGCAGCAGUCCCGGCUCUGGUUUCCUUCUCGGUUUAUUCUGUUAGAAUGAAAUGGUUCCCAUAAAUAACGGGCAUGAGCCCUUCCUCA
Cercocebus atys (sooty mangabey) is the source of this 2434-nucleotide messenger RNA. RefSeq names its product solute carrier family 15 (oligopeptide transporter), member 3 (gene SLC15A3). The transcript has 8 exons. Gene Ontology annotation, molecular function: transmembrane transporter activity. Gene Ontology annotation, cellular component: lysosomal membrane. Gene Ontology annotation, biological process: transmembrane transport. Lineage: Eukaryota; Metazoa; Chordata; Mammalia; Primates; Cercopithecidae. The record is from RefSeq and is a predicted model, not a curated record. Bases 548 to 2302 code for a protein of 584 amino acids.